Molecule: messenger RNA, 1604 nt
Organism: Chenopodium quinoa (quinoa)
Lineage: Eukaryota; Viridiplantae; Streptophyta; Magnoliopsida; Caryophyllales; Amaranthaceae
Exons: 10
Coding region: 374-1222 (282 amino acids)
Cellular component (GO): mitochondrion
Molecular function (GO): protein-containing complex binding
Source: RefSeq, a predicted model, not a curated record
UUUUCGAUUUACAAAAUGAACCAUUACCGAUCUUUUGCCGGUUUCGAUCCUGUCCGGUCCGGUCCGAUUCUGGUUGGUGCAUUGGCCCUAAUGAUCUCAUGGGAGUUAGAAGUACACCAAAACCGGGACCCUUCCACAGGAUGACAUUGAGCCACAUGUUAGUAAGAGACCUGCCUUCACCUUCAUUCGCCACGUGUUCGAGUCUCAACUUCUUCCCUUCUCUUCAAACACUCACUCCUGUUUCCUGCAAAUUAACCAAAAAAAAAAAAAAAAAAAAAAGCCAACAAGAUCAUCCUGUUUUCCUGCAAACUAACCCAAAAAUUUCCUUUUUUUUUUUUGCUACGACGUUUAAUUUCCUGCAAAUUUCAUCACCAUGUCUCGUCUAAUUCAAGCUCGAUCUUCUCUUUCUAAAUUGCAUACAUUAGCAAUGUCUAGAAGUUGUAGAUUUCUGUCUGCAGAAUCUACAGGGAUCAAUGGAGGCUCUAGAAUUGAGGAAGCCGAAACAGUCAAUGUUCCUCCUCCCCCUUCUGAAAAGCUACUUGUUUUUGGAGGCAAUGGAUUUGUCGGUUCUCACAUAUGCAAAGAAGCUUUAGAACAUGGCUUGUCAGUUGCUAGCAUGAGCAGAUCUGGAAGGUCAUCCAUUAAUGAAGCUUGGGCAGAUAGAGUGAGUUGGCAUCAAGGAGACCUAUUUUCACCUGAAACAAUUAAAGAUGCACUGGAUGGAGUGUCUUCUGUUAUAUCCUGUGUUGGUGGCUUUGGGUCUAACUCACACAUGUAUAAAGUCAAUGGUACUGCAAACAUGAAUGCUAUUAGAGCUGCUGCAGAGAAAGGUGUGAAGAGAUUUGUUUACAUCUCUGCUGCUGAUUUUGGCGUGGUUAAUUACCUGCUGCAAGGUUAUUAUGAAGGAAAGAGAGCAGCUGAAACAGAGCUACUUACCAAGUUUCCUUAUGGUGGUGUUAUUUUGAGACCUGGUUUUAUUUAUGGGACACGCCGAGUUGGUAGCAUGAAGUUACCUUUGGGUGUUAUUGGAUCUCCAUUGGAGAUGGUUCUUCAACAUGCAAAACCACUGACUCAAGUUCCACUAGUUGGGCCUUUGCUCACUCCUCCUGUUAAUGUCACAGCAGUUGCAAAGGUUGCCGUCAGAGCUGCUACUGAUCCUGUAUUUCCUCCCGGCAUCGUUGAUGUUCAUGGAAUAUUACGCUAUGGCGGGCAGAAGAAGUAGAACAUAGCUUUGUACAUCUGCUUAUAACGCGUUCCAGUCAGAGUAGUCCUUGCUGAAAUUGUUAUGAGUAUGUCUUUGCUUCAUUGAGGGGAAUUCUGGAGCUCAUUGAUUCAUCAAAUGCGUUGAAAGAUGCAGUAAUGUGUCUGGGUGAUGUCCCUUUAGGUAGUUCGUCCUUGCAUCUGUUUAGGUGCAUAAUAAAUGCUCAUACAAAUUUUGUUACAGUAAUCAAUAUAUUUAAACUGAAUCUAGUUUUGAGUUUCAAGUAGCCAAGGUCUUGCCAGCUGCAACGGCUUGCAUAUGCACAUAUCUUGGGUUCAAUUUAUGUUCUUUCGUAUAUAUUAGCAAUAUAUGGUGCUUAACAGUGAAUAAUGAUUCAUUACUC